Molecule: messenger RNA, 2346 nt
Organism: Polyodon spathula (Mississippi paddlefish)
Lineage: Eukaryota; Metazoa; Chordata; Actinopteri; Acipenseriformes; Polyodontidae
Gene: uap1l1
Product: UDP-N-acetylglucosamine pyrophosphorylase 1, like 1
Exons: 9
Coding region: 635-2167 (510 amino acids)
Biological process (GO): UDP-N-acetylglucosamine biosynthetic process
Molecular function (GO): UDP-N-acetylglucosamine diphosphorylase activity
Source: RefSeq, a predicted model, not a curated record
AUAAAAAGCAAAAUUAGUGAAUAUUUAAUUUACCAGCAAACGUAAACGUUUUACAGUAUUUGCAUAACCAAUGAGGGCCGUCAGUUUACAGCGAAGUGCGUGCAGCGCAUUCAUGGUGUUUCCAUUGCUAAUAUUGCUUGAUAUGUCCGGAUAAAUCUAGAAGAAAUUAAAAACGCAUUCUGUGCCCCGGACCCUGACUGGAGGAAGCCACGGGGAAGGAAGUUUGACAGCAUGGUCCGGUGCACAGUCCUUCAGUUUUGCGGGAUACAGUAACAAAAUAAAUAUAUUAAAAUAAAGCAUUGCACACGAACCUCGUUUUCCUUUGCAUGCAUGCUUCACUUGGGGGUGUUCAGAUUUGCUGUGGAAAUCACAUUUUUUUGUUUAUUAUACUGGCUGUCACAAGACGCUUGUUCCGUUUGAAACUGCUUCCCUUGCAGUAAGAGUCACGAGUUCUCUCAGGUGGAUCUUUGUUUGAGUUUCCAGUAAGCAGCGUAUUAAUUAGUACAUUCUGGGACUAGCUGCCAGCUGCUGUUUGUAUACGGCUCAGCAGCCAACCGCUGUUCAAAUUUCACCCGCAAUUUGUUGGUGGUCGAUAACGCUAUCUAUUCAUACUCUGAAUGAUUAUAUUUGAAUCAUGAUUUCCUUGGAAGAAGCAAGGUCCCGCUUGGAACUGGCCGGCCAGUCACAGUUGUUACGGUUCUGGCCUGAGCUCAGCGCCGAUGAACGGGACUCUUUCCUGGGCGAGCUGUCUCUGCUAGAGCCCGAGGAGUUGAGGGAGCACUGCCGGGCGGCUGCAGAAGCUGGCAGCCGGGAUUCGGUGGCUGUGGGGCAGCUGGACCAGCGCAUGGAGCCCGUGCCCGCGGAAUUCAUCGGGAGCGUCAGCAGGAGUGACCGGGAGGCUUUAAAACAGUGGGAAUACGAAGGGUUCCUGCAGAUUUCUCAGAACAAGGUGGCUGUUCUUCUCCUUGCGGGGGGUCAGGGAACUCGUUUGGGGGUGCCGUACCCCAAGGGGAUGUACAACGUGGGGCUCCCGAGUGGCAAGACUCUGUACCAGAUACAGGCAGAGCGCAUCCGCAGAGCAGAGCAGCUAGCAGCUGAGAGGUGCGGCUUCAGCAAGUGCACCAUCCCAUGGUACAUCAUGACCAGCGAAUUUACAUUGGAACCAACAGAGAAGUUUUUCAAGGCAAACCAGUACUUUAACCUGGACCAGUCUAACGUGGUGAUGUUUGAGCAGAGGAUGAUCCCGGCAGUUUCAUUCGAUGGAAAAGCCAUCCUAGAAAACAAGGGGAAGGUGGCGAUGGCACCAGAUGGCAAUGGUGGUCUGUACCGGGCAUUGGUGGAUGGGAAGAUCCUUGAGGAUAUGGACCGGCGAGGAGUUCAGUAUAUACAUGUGUACUGUGUGGACAACAUCCUGGUCAAAAUGGCAGAUCCACUUUUUAUAGGAUUCUGUGUGUCGAAAGGAGCGGACUGUGGGGCAAAGGUGGUAGAGAAAGCAUACCCCACAGAGCCGGUGGGGGUGGUGUGCCGUGUGGACGGGACCUAUCAGGUCGUGGAGUACAGCGAGGUCAGCCUGGAGACGGUGGAGAAGCGAAACGCAGACGGGUCGCUGGUGUUCAACGCUGGGAACAUCUGCAACCACUUCUUCACCCUCAGCUUCCUCAAGUCUGUUGCAGAGAAAUUCGAACCCAAGUUAAAACAGCACGUGGCUUUCAAGAAAGUGCCAUACGUGGACGAGGAAGGAAACCUGGUGAAACCAGACAAGCCCAACGGAAUCAAGAUGGAGAAGUUCGUGUUUGACGUCUUCCAGUUUUCCAAGAAUUUCGUGGCUUUCGAGGUGUCGAGAGCAGACGAGUUUUCCCCUUUAAAGAAUGCAGACACUGCAGCCAAGGACACCCCGACCACGGCACGCCGGGCCCUGCUGGCACAGCACUACCGCUGGGCGCUGGGCGCCGGGGCCAGCUUCCUGGACAGGGAGAACAGGAAACUGCCAGGGAAGCCCAGUCUGGCAGAAAACGAAGACCCCCCUGCGGUGUGUGAGAUUUCUCCAUUAGUGUCCUACUUCGGGGAGGAUCUUGAGGUGCUGAUGAGGGACCGGGAGAUUCGCUCGCCCCUCAUACUUGACGAAAAGAAAGCAGAAGAGAUCCGGAAGGGUCAAAAACCGCUGUGACUGUUUACAAUGAACUUGGCUGGUGAUUUUACUGGAGUAAACAUUCCAGUCAAAAAAAAAUUCAAAAGUGGGAUAAUGAUCACGAUUUAUAUCGUAUUUAAAUUUUUUUUUUUUAAUUUCCUGCCUUAUUGUAUCCUGUACUAAUUAACUCCUGCAUAUAAACAUUUUGUGAAGUUUCA